Molecule: messenger RNA, 6687 nt
Organism: Lodderomyces pseudojiufengensis
Lineage: Eukaryota; Fungi; Ascomycota; Pichiomycetes; Serinales; Debaryomycetaceae
Gene: CCH1
Product: Cch1p
Exons: 1
Coding region: 1-6687 (2228 amino acids)
Biological process (GO): calcium ion import across plasma membrane
Cellular component (GO): voltage-gated calcium channel complex; membrane
Molecular function (GO): high voltage-gated calcium channel activity
Source: RefSeq, a predicted model, not a curated record
AUGGAACAUCAUAAUAAACAUGCAAAGUUUUCAGAUUCCACGGAAACAUCAGAAAAUUAUGAAUCAACCUCGUCCUCACUUCGAAAUACUGAAAAUUACGACACACAGAAUAUUGUAAUUGAUGAAGAAUAUGAUCCUGAUAAGACAUAUAAUCCAUUUAAUGAAAAUAGAACCUCAAUUUUAAGUGAAAAUAAUUUCUUAAAAGUGAAUCCUUCAUCAAAUCACGCGUCAUCAUUUUUUGAUCGAUCCAUACAAUCAUCACCAAUUCUACAAGAAAGUCUAAGUGAUAACGAUUUUGAGGAUUUAAAAGAAGGUUUAAAAUUUGCAUUAGGGACAAAAAAUGAAGAACCUAAUUGGUUCCCAGUUUCCCAACGCUCGAAAAGUCCCACACUAAAUAGAUCAAAAGAGAAUCUUGAGUCAAUAACAACUACGAAAGACGACAUUCUUGUACAAAAUCAUACAACUAAUAUACCACUUGAUGAUCUAGACUUUUCUCGACCUGGCUAUUCGCGAAGUAAAAGUCAAAGUACAGCUAUAUCACAACCAUUUUUCGAAGAGGAAAACAUUAAGUCAUUAAAUCAAACUACGUCAAACAAUAGUAUUAAUAUAAAUAAUCCCGACAGUCAUAAUCAAUUAAGUCCUAUGCGUCUUGAAGCAGGUCUUCUAAGUCCGGACAAGAUUAAAGAUCCAACCUCACCUGGUACAUCUCGAUUUGCGGAUGCUAUUGCUAGAAUAUCAAAUCGUAUAGCUGGUGCCGGAGAUGAUGAUGAUGAUGUUGAUACAAUGAAUGAAAACCAAAAAGAUUCGUCUAACUUGAAAAGUAUUCAAUCGAAAGAUAAUGUGCUGUUAAAGACACCUAUGAGGGAGCAUUUUUCAUUUGUUGACGACGAAAACAAAACUUCCCCUUCCAAAAGUCUCAAGCGUGAUAUACCCAAUUUAACGGUAACUACAGAUAAGGGAGAGUCGAUAUAUAAUGAAACUACGAUAACUCAAGGAUUAGGUGUUUAUUUAAAGAAUUCAAAUCAAUCUAGUCGGGUUGAAUUUAAUGAAGAUCAAGAUGCAACUAGUCAGUUUUCUUUAAUACAUGAUGUUGAAAGUGAAAAAAAAUCAAUACAUUCAAAAUCUACACUACGUCUGAAAUUAUUUGGUAAUAGUUUAGGUAUUUUCUCGCCAAAAUCAAAAAUUAGAAGGCUUUGUCAUAUGAUUAUUGAGAAUCAAUUCACAAAUCUGUUCAUUUUACUUGUUUUGAUUUUUCAAGUAAUAUUGUUAAGUUAUAGACAAUGGGAUCCAUUAAAUAAGAAAGGGUACUAUUAUUCUGGGUAUAAUUGGGCGGAUUUUCUUUUAAUCAUCAUAAAUGUUAUAUACACAAUAGAAAUAGCAUUUCAAAUCAUAACAUAUGGACUAAUUAAUGAUUCUGUAAUGUAUAGAGAAUUAAAUAUACCGUUUCCAAAAGGACAUUUUGAUCAAUCUUGGCAAAUAUUAAAAACUAUUUACAAUUACAUAACAAAUAUAUCACUUGGUAAAAAGAAAAAAAGUGAUUUUAAGUCCGAAGAUUUGAAGCAAGCACAACAUGAUGAGUUCUCAAGUUCAAAUAGUGAUGAUUUAGAUGAUGUUAUUGAUGAAGUUGAUGCAAAUGAAAGUUUCCAUGAAUUAUUAGAGAGAAAUUCUUCAUUAAAUUAUGAUUUAUCAAAAAAAUAUGAAUUUGAUCUGUAUCAUGAUAAUUCAUCACCCAAAAUUUCAAAUCAUAAAUAUGAACCACCUUUCAAAUUAAGAUCAACUAAUACUUUUUUCAAACCGGAACAUGACCAAAUCAAUCCUUCUCAUUUAAAAAGAGCUUUCUUGAGAAGUAGUUGGCAUAGAAUAGAUUUUGUUUCUACAUUUUGUUUUUGGAUUUCAUUAUUAUUAUCAAUAAAUCAAUAUGAUGCAAAACAUCAUAUCAUGUUAUUUAGAUCAUUAAGUUGUAUUAGAAUUUUGAGAUUAUGUAAUUUAACUGCUGGUACAACUACAAUUUUAACAGCUUGUAAAAGUGCUAUACCUCAACUUAUUGAUGUUUCAAUUUUCAUUUCUUGUUUUUGGUUAUUUUUUGGUAUAAUUGGGGUUCAAUCAUUUAAAUCAUCAUUAACUCGUCAUUGUGUUUGGACUAAUCCAAAUAAUUCAACUGAUACAUACAUAAAUGAAGAUCUGUAUUGUGGUUCAUUUAUAGGUUUAGAUGGACUGAAACGAUCUUAUUUAACUAGAGAAGGCGUACCGUCAGGUGCAGUGAAGGGGUUCAGAUGUCCAAUGUAUUCACAAUGUAUAUCAGGAGAAAAUCCCUAUGGUGGUACAGUUAAUUUUGAUAAUAUAUUACAAUCGUUAGAGAUGGUAUUUGUUGUUAUGAGUGCAAAUACUUUCACUGAUAUUAUGUAUAAAACUAUGGAUACAGAUAAUAUGGCUGCAUGUUUAUUUUUCAUUGGUUGUAUAUUUGUUAUGACUGUUUGGUUACUUAAUGUUUUCAUUGCUGUUAUCGUUGCAUCUUUCAAUAUGACUAGAUUAAAAGCAAGUGAAGAAAAACAAAACCUUCAGAAUCGAAAAUUUUUAAAAUUUUUUGGAUUUGAUCAAGAUCCUUUACUGCAUGAAGAAAGAAUCAAACUGUUGAAAAAGCAAAAUAUUUUUUUAAAAUAUUAUUACAAUUUUGAAUUUGUUUUUAUUAUUGUUAUAGCUGUGAGUCUUUUUGUUCAAUGUUUCAGAAGCUUUUAUAUGUCGGAUCAUAGACGUCAUUUAUUAUUUAGAUUCGAAGUAAGCUUUACAAUAGUGUUUUUGGUGGAAAUAAUUUUAAGAUUUUUAUUUUAUUACCCCAAAUGGAGGUUAUUUUUCCAAUUGAAAAGAAAUUGUUUUGAUUUAUUUUUAGCUAUAAUAUGUACCAUAAUUGUGAUAGAUCCAAUAAAAAAUAAAUUAGGUCAUGCAUAUUAUUGGUUGACAGUAUUUCAAUUAAUGAGAUUUUAUAGAGUGGUUUUAGCAACAUCAAUCACUCGAAACCUAUGGUUAAAAAUAAUGAGUAACUUUAAAGCUAUAUUUGACUUAGCAUUCCUUUACUUCAUUUUAUUAUAUUUAAUGAGUAUCAUUUUAUCACGUUAUUUUGAAGGUGCUAUUCCAGUUGAAGAUUUAGAUGAUGUUGAUUUUCCAAUGAAUAACUUACCAUCAUCUUUCAUUGCCUUGUAUAUAAUAACAUCAACUGAGAAUUGGACAGAUAUCUUAUAUUCACUACAGCAAUAUGCAGGUACUACUUCUUAUCGUUCAUUUGGAUCAAUAUUUUUAAUCACAUGGUUUAUUUUAUCAAAUAUGAUUAUAUUAAACAUUUUCAUUGCAGUUAUAGCUAAAACAUUAGAAGUAUCAGAAGAAGCCAAAAGAAAACAACAAUUAUUUCAAUUCAUUGAAAUAAUGACUAAUAGACUUCAAAGUAUUAAUGAAGAUACAGGAUUACUUCGAAAAAUUAAAUCAAAACUUUUUAGAAGAAGAGAAAGAAAAGAAGAAUUAGAAAAAGCAGUUGUAAAUUUAUUAUUAAGUGGUACAGCAGUUCAAGAAUUUUUAGAUAAAGAUUUACAAGAACAAAUUAAUGAAGAUGAUGAAGUACAAAGUGAUAUAAAUGAAGCACCAACUAAUAAGUUAAAGAGAUGGUUUAUUCUAAAUAAAAAUAUGAUAUCUAAUUUUUUAAAAAAUCCAUUUGAUUCAAGUUUUAAAAAUCAUACAAAAUUUAAAUUAGAAAAUUUUGAACCUUCAUCAUUUGCAAAAACUAUUAUAAAAGAAAGAAAUAAUUUACUUAAAAAACAAAAUGAAUUUUUAGAAAAAAAUCCAAGAUAUAAUUAUGUAUUUUAUGUGAUGGGACCAAGACAUAAAAUUAGAAGAUUAUGUCAAAGAAUAGUAAAACCUAGUUUUGGAGAAAGAAUUGAUGGUGUACCACCAUAUAAACCAAUUUCUGAAUCAUUUGUUGUAUUAACUUUCAUUGCUACUGUUGGAUUAGUUGUACUUGCUUGUUAUAUGACUCCAAUUUUUAGAAUGCAAUAUGCUCAUCUGAAUUGGAUUUUUUGGUCAGAAUAUACAUUUGCAGUAUUUUUCACUAUUGAAUUUGUUAUAAAAGUUUUAGCAGAUGGAUUUAUUUUCACACCUAAUGCCUAUUGUCGAUCAUCUUGGAAUUUAAUUGAUUUAGUUGUUUUAAUAUCAUUAUGGAUUGAAGCACUUGCAUAUAUAAAAAAUGACGGUGAUUUAUCAAGAAUUGUUAGAGGUUUAAAAGCUUUAAGAGCUUUAAGAUUAUUAACAAUUAGUGAAACUGCAAAAUCUAAUUUUCAUAAUACAAUGAUUGCGGGAUUUGGUAAAAUUAUUAAUGCUGCAAUUAUAUCAUUGUGUUUAUUGUUUCCAUUUUCUAUAUGGGGUUUAAAUAUUUUUAAUGGUCGUUUAGGAUAUUGUAUUGAUGGUGAAUCAACAGUUGAUGAAUGUUAUAAUGAAUUUAAUGCAGAAGUUUUUAAUUGGGAAAUAGUAAGUCCAAAUGUUUAUACAAAUCCUCAAUUAGAAUUUAAUAGAUUUGCAUCUGCAUUUGCAACAUUAUUUGAAAUUGUUUCAUUAGAAGGUUGGACAGAUUUAUUAAAAAAUUCAAUGGCAAGUACAGGAAUUGGGACAGUACCUGAUAGUAAUGCUACUCCAAUAAAUGGAUUUUUUGUUGUUUUAUUUAAUUUUAUAAGUAUUGUUUUUAUUUUAACAUUAUUUGUAUCAGUUAUUAUAAGUAAUUAUUCAAGAACAACAGGAAGAGCUUAUAUGACAACAGAUCAAAUUUCAUGGUAUCAAGUUAAAAAAAUACUAAUUCAAGUUAGACCAUCAAAAAGAAAAGAUUAUAAAUCAUUAUCAAAAUUUAGAAAAUUUUGUUAUAAAAUGACAGUAGAGAAAAGUUUAGUUUGGGUUAGAAUUUUAAAUGUAACAUUAUUUUUACAUACAGUUGCAUUAUUAAUGGAAUGUUUUCCUUCAUAUGAUGGAUUAAAUGAAUUUAGAACUGCUAUUUAUAUGAUUGCAUCUACAAUUUUUUUAAUGAAUGCUUUAAUGUUAUUAACUGGUCAAGGUUUUACGUUUUGGCAUUAUAAAUGGAAUAUUUUUAAUUUAGCAGUUUCUUUUAGUGCUUUCCUUACAACAUUAAUUGCAUUUAAAACAGAUCCUGAUUCCCCUUUCAUUAAUUUGAAUAAAUUAUUUUUGGUAACUAUGUUAUUAUUUGUUAUUCCAAGAAGUAAUAGAUUAAGUCAAUUAUUACGAUUUGCUUCUGCUUCAUUACCUUCGAUAUUAUCAUUAUCAUAUACAUGGAUUAUUGUAUUUUUAGUAUUUGCUAUUGCUAUGAAUCAAAUUUUUGGAUUAACUAAAAUUGGACCAAAUGGAACAGGUAAUUUAAACUUAAGAUCAGUUCCUAAAACAUUAAUUGUUUUAUUUAGAUGUAGUUUUGGAGAAGGUUGGAACUAUAUAAUGGAAGAUUAUACAUUAUCAUCACCAUUUUGUACAGCAGAAGAAAAUUUAGAUCAUAAUGAUUGUGGUAGUAAACAAUAUGCUUAUAUUUUAUUUAUUGCUUGGAAUAUUAUAUCAAUGUAUAUUUUCCUUAAUAUGUUCGUUUCAUUAAUAUUGGAUAGUUUUGAUUAUAUAAAUCAUAGAUCUGGUUAUAAUCUGUUAAUUCAAAGAGAAGAAAUUAGAAAAUUUAAAAGAAAUUGGCAAAAAUUUGAUCCUCAAGGUACUGGAUAUAUUAAACCAAUUGAUUUACCUAAAUUAUUACAUUCAUUAGAAGGUGCUUUAUCAUUUCAUUUUUAUACUGGACAAUUAGAAAUUAAAGAAUUGUGUAGAAGAUGGGUUAAACAAAAUUCAGAUGAUCCAUAUGAUGUAACUGUCAAUUAUGAUGCAAUAGAAGAAACAAUGAAUCAAAUGGAUAUUCCAAAAAUUAGAGCUCGUAGAAAAUCUUAUGAAAUGUUUAUUGAAGAAGCUUUAUUAACAAUGGAAAUUAAUGAAGAUCCAGGUAUAUCAUUUACAAGAAUUAUAUUACAAUUACCAUUAUAUACAACAUUUGAUACAGGAAAAUGUUUUAAUUUAAUUGAUUAUUUAGAAAGAAGAUUAUUAAUUAGUAAAGUUAUGAAAAAAAUUCAUACAAAAAGAGUUUAUGAAACAAUUGCUUCAUAUGCAUGUAGAUGGAAAUAUCAAAAAAAUAGAAAAUUAGGAUUAAGAGAUGAUAAUAUAGCAUUUGAUAAAGAAUUGAAAAGAAAUAGUUAUCUAUCAAAUAAAGAUUUAUUAAUUAAUACUGAUUUACCACCUACAAUUUUCAUUAAUGAUGAAAAUGAAAAUGAAAAUUAUGAUGAAAAUGAAUUUUAUAAAAAGCAAGAACCAAUUAAUAGAAAUUCUGUUAUAUAUGGAGAUCAUAGUAUGUCAAGUAGUAUAUAUUAUCCAAAUUCACCAAUUAUUCAUACAUCAAAUUUAAAUCAUAAUAGAUUACAAUCACCAACAAGAAAUAAAAGACCAAGUUUAACAAUUAAUAUUCCAGGAUUAGGUGAAGUAUUAGAUGAUGAUAUUACAAGAUCACCAUUUGAAGAAGAUCCUUUCAAAGAUGAUAAUAAUAUUGAAGAAAUUUUAGAAACUUCUUCUUGGAGAGAUGCAUUAAGUGAAGUUAGAUCAAAUAAAUAUAAAAAAGAUAAAUAA